Triticum turgidum subsp. durum (durum wheat) is the source of this 1344-nucleotide messenger RNA. The record is from the annotation of a GenBank genome assembly. Lineage: Eukaryota; Viridiplantae; Streptophyta; Magnoliopsida; Poales; Poaceae.
AUGGCGGACGCCGUCAAGCAGCCGCUCCUCCACCACCAGCCCUACCCCUACGCGUACCCGUCUUACGCCGCGUCGGCCUCGUCCCCCGCGCUCCCCUCCGUGCCCCACUCCGGGACCGCCACCCCCACCCCCGGGGGCGGGGGCGGGGGCGCGGCCUCCUCCUUCGCCGGGGGCCGCCGCUUCCCGGGCGGCCUCGACGUGCCCAACCUCAAGAAGCGCGGCGGCGGCACGCGCAGCUGGAUCCGCGUCGAGGCCGCCACGGCCUCCGUGCAGACGCUCGAGGUCGACAAGGCCACCAUGAUGCGCCGCUGCGAGCUCCCCGCCCGCGACCUCCGCCUCCUCGACCCGCUCUUCGUCUACCCCUCCACCGUCCUCGGCCGGGAGCGCGCCAUCGUCGUCAACCUCGAGCAGAUCCGCUGCGUCAUCACCGCCGACGAGGUGCUCCUCCUUAACUCCCUCGACAGCUACGUCUUCCAGUACGCCGCCGAGCUGCAGCGCCGCCUCCUCCAGCGCGCCGAGGGCGACGAGCUCCCCUUCGAGUUCCGCGCCCUCGAGCUCGCCCUCGAGGCCGCCUGCUCCUUCCUCGACGCCCAGGCAGCAGAAUUGGAAAUUGAAGCAUAUCCCUUACUGGAUGAGCUAACAUCAAAAAUUAGUACUCUAAAUCUGGAACGUGUUCGGCGGCUAAAAAGUAGACUAGUUGCUCUGACCAGAAGAGUCCAGAAGGUCAGGGAUGAAAUAGAACAACUGAUGGAUGAUGAUGGAGAUAUGGCUGAGAUGUAUCUCACCGAGAAAAAGAUGAGGAUGGAAUCAUCAUCUGUGUUUGGUGAUCAGUCGUUGGCGACCUUCAACGCAGCAGCUGCUGGGACUUCAGUUUCAGCUCCCGUGUCUCCAGUCUCGUCACCAACAGAAUCACGGAAAUUGGAGAAAACCUACAGCUUGUGUAGAAGUAGACAUGAUAGUGUAAAGAGCUCAGAUAACACAGUGACUGAACAUAUUGAGGAGCUUGAAAUGUUACUAGAAGCAUAUUUUGUAGUCAUCGACAGCACUCUUAACAAGCUGACCUCGCUGAAGGAGUAUAUUGAUGACACCGAAGAUUUUAUCAACAUUCAGCUGGACAACGUGCGGAAUCAGCUGAUCCAGUUCGAGCUUUUGCUAACAACCGCCACAUUUGUCGUCGCCAUUUUCGGAGUGGUCGCGGGUGUUUUCGGGAUGAACUUCGAGACCGACGUUUUCAACAUCCAGAACGCGUUCCAGUGGGUGCUGAUCAUUACUGGAGUGGUUGGCGCUUUCGUCUUCUGCUUCUUCGUCUGGUUCUUCAAGUACAAGAGACUGAUGCCCCUGUAG